This is a messenger RNA of Paramacrobiotus metropolitanus, 6290 nucleotides long. RefSeq lists its product as uncharacterized. Gene Ontology annotation, molecular function: ATP binding; protein binding; protein serine/threonine kinase activity. The coding region runs from base 99 to 3020 and encodes 973 amino acids. The record is from RefSeq and is a predicted model, not a curated record. Lineage: Eukaryota; Metazoa; Tardigrada; Eutardigrada; Parachela; Macrobiotidae. Gene Ontology annotation, biological process: protein phosphorylation. The transcript has 4 exons. Gene Ontology annotation, cellular component: cytoplasm.
CUUGUCGCUCGCGAAGUUUCGCAACUAACUCCGGGUACGCAUCUCACAGAAUUCCUUUACGCCUUAAACGUCCAUAGCGUAAUUUUUUUAAAACGUAUAUGAUUUCUUUAACUCAGCACGACAUGGAGGAGAAUUACACGCUCGGGAAAUCGUGCACUUACACCUACAAUGUUGCAGCAUAUGUAGCGCGAGGAACUUUUGGAAUAGUUUACCAAGCAAGAAUUAUAGACCCCGGCGAUUUUGUUGGCAGCCAGGCUGUUGCCGUGAAAGUGAUACACAUGGAGCAGACAUCAGGGACAGCAUUCGGAAACACUAUUUUGCGUAGAAUAAAUCGCUUGCUAACGUUGAAGCAUCCUCGUUUAGUUGAAUACCAUAAGGUAUCUGUUAUUAAGCUGGCUUCAAACACUACCUUGGAAUUCCUAAUGGACUACCAUGCCGGUGGAGAUCUAGCGAAAUUUUUAAAAGAACAUGCAAAAGCAAAAAAUCAUCUCCACUCGGCAACAGCACUCACGUUCACCAUCGAUAUUACGGAGGGGCUCAAAUUUUUGCACGAUUGCGGCUUUAUACAUAGCGAUUUAAAGCCGGAAAAUAUUGUAAUUAGCAAUAACAGACGGCUUUUGAUAAGUGACUGCGACGACCUUGUGGAACUGCAAGAGGACGCUACCGUUAGCGGAGAUAUCAGCGAACUGCGCGGAACAGCUCGUUACAUGUCACCGGAAAUGCUGAAAAAGUUUUCCCAACUUGAAGGGGCAUUGGUUGGAAGAAAAACGGACAUGUGGAGUCUGGGUUGCAUCAUUCUUGAGCUAACUGAGUGUUCAUAUUGCAUUGACUCGGAACGACUCCUUGAAAAAGGGGGACUGAAAAUACCACUCCAAAGAAACACAAACACGGAAUACGCCAGCUUGAUAAUGGACGGCUACGUCCCUUUUGUCGCAGACUUUAUCGAACCAGAUGUGGCGGCCUGGAUCAGGCAAUGCCUGUGCACAGAUCCCCAACAAAGGAUUUCUGCCAGCGAACUACUACUCUUGCUAAAUUACUGCAAAGGGACUUCGGUGAGUGUGACAGAAACUACUCCACAACCAGUUAUUGGCACAUCACAUGUUGGCGAACAAUCAGCCGUUAUCAAAGAAGAAAAUUUCGGAAGCUGCUGCGAAUACGACUACAAAAUACAAAACCGUAUCGGGGGCGGCGCAAUGGGCCAAGUGUAUAAAGCAACCAUUACGUCGCGAGAAGACUUCAUGGGUGAAGACACUGUGGCUAUUAAGGUUACGCAUUUGGAUGACACAAAAGGUUACCUGUUCACCAAAGAAAACUGGCCAAAGCUGCGCAGUCGAUUAAUUUCGGUCGUGAAUUUUCGGCAUGGCUCCUUACUUCCGCAUCACAAGUUUUGCGUUAAAAAAGCCGACCUCGGAACGACCUACUACGAACUGAUGAUGGAUUUUUGUCAAGGCACCCUCGAUACAUUGUUGACACAAUCAAGAGCCUGCCUUAAACCGACUACUGCUAUUCAGUAUGCCACAGAAAUUGCCCAAGGAAUAAGUUUUCUGCAUCAAAACAGAAUUAUUCAUGGAGACAUCAAACCAAAGAACAUUCUUGUCAAACAACUCGGUGUCACACAGAAGAGGAUGCUUAUCGGUGAUUUAGAUGAGCAUAUUCAAAUGUGCGAAACUAUUACAAGCCCAAAAGACGUCACAAACAUCCAUGGAACUAUUCGCUACAUUCCUCCAGAAAUGUUUAAAAGAUUUAAAGAUAGCGCUAAGCCGUCACAUGGAGAAAUGAUCAGAACCGGAAGGAAAAUGGAUAUCUGGAGUUUGGGUUGCGUUAUUUUGGAUCUGGCUGAGUGCGUCGUCAACAUAGAAGAAAAAUGGCUGGAAAAGACAGAAAAAAACCGAUCGGAGAGAAUACUUGCCGGAAAAAGUAUUACCGACGAUGAAUUCGGCAACAAGUUAAAAAGCGGCUAUGUUCCGUUGGUUCUCGACGCGAUCCCUUCGUAUCUCUCAAGCUGCAUCAAGCCGUGUUUACGCCAAGUUAGCGAAGAUAGACCCACAGCAGACGAGCUUUUAACCGGUCUUGCCGAAGCUUACAAACAGGCCCCUAAAGAGAUCGUUGUGUUGUUUCAUGGCUGUAAAGAUCGCGAAAUGUCACCGGUGUCGUUACAGGUUUUUGAACCACUAACUGGCUUAAUUCGGCCGCUUUUGUUUCGUGAUAAUUUCCACAAAAAGCUUUUCAAGCACUGUCUUACCCCACUUCAGGAUGUUGUUAUAUGCCAGGUUUACAACCAGAGCGAUGCUGACGGCCACAGUCUGCAAACAGUGGCAAUAAAUGUACGCGAGCCAAAAUGGAACUAUAUCGGCGAACCAGAACUGGGCCAAUUUGCAAAACAUGCGGUCACGGUAGAUGAUGAAGUGUACUUCUGGGACGACCGAGAACCCGAAAAAGCUUUUAGAUUGUUCAAAGGGAGCAAGAAAUCCGUUUCUCUACUGCCUAUGACAAAAUGGGUUCGACAAUUGGAUUGCUUAAUUAGUUACAAGAAGCACCUAUUCUGCGUCGGUACACCGUUCAACGGGAAUAGUCGAGUCGUAGAGCGAUUCGAUACGAACUCCGAGAAGUGGGCAUUCGUGGCGGAGCUGCCAGAAGAUCGGCGUAACUUCGCUGCAGUUGUCUUCAAAGGAGAGCUCUAUUUACUGGGCGGUCGCAGUGGCUCCGGUGCUGACGCUCAAAUGUUGAAAUCGUGUGUUCGAUUCGAUCGCACCCUUCGGGAAUGGAAAAAGGUAUGUGACCUGUUGCAGGCAAGAUCAGGUCACUGCGCAUUCGUGUCCGAAGAUCAGAUAUAUGUGUUUGGGGGACGGGUGGAAGGUAGAGAUGAUCUCGCACUAACGAUGGAAACGUACCAACCGAAGGACGAAUCGUGGAUGAGCUUCCCACUGGCAGAUAUGGAAGAUAUUGAUAUGGACCCAAACAUGGAUGUUUCUUAUGCCGUAAAGCUGACACUGGGCAGCAAUCAGCAAAGGCCAGACUAAAAGGCUCCCUUCGACCGUGAGAGAAAAGCAAGCCUAAAAUAACCAUUUGCUUUCGCUUUACUUAGUGAAUAGGUUGUCUUUUAUUUUUUAAAUUUGUCAUGGCGCUUCCGGGUGACCAUUUAUUACGUUUUCAUUGCAUUGAGAGGGUUCCGGCAUUAACGGCUAUUUCCUGAACGAAUUUCAAGAAACGUGGACGGCAUUGUUUCCUUCGAUGACGGCUGGCCUACCGCCUGUCGUUACCGGAUAUGGUACUGCCACGGUAAUUUGCAAGCUGCCACUAUACCGUACGAGCGGGUUACUUACCCGUGCCAAAAAAACAGGAGGUUGGAUGGUCCGUCAAUGGGGCCGAUGAUGCUAACCAGUUGCCAGAUAAAUCAGUCGUGCUUACGAGCAUAUUAACCAAUACCGGCAUGAACUUCAACGCGUACGCGCAUCUUUAUUUUGCUCCGAAAUAACUAGGGAUGGGUAAGAACAAAAGCAAAAUUGAUUUCCGGGCAUUCGGAAUAUAUUUUCAAAAACCCACAAACUAAAUGCUAGAACUGAACAUUUUGACCAACUUACCAUUCCGAUGCUUCCUGUUCAACUAGCAGCAAUGGACUGCACAUCUUCUUUACACAUCUCUGUUGUACGGCUAGACGCUUUAGCGCCAGUAUUUUUAACUAACAUGCUGCCGAAUUUAACUUUUUUAUUUGUGCUCGACUAGAAAGUAGAAUCCCAUAGUUUUAAGAAAUUUGUUUGCAAAAGACAACUGCUGAUUCAGGCGCAAGUCCAACAUAAUAUUCACUACCGCGCACCUGGUCGUUCGGCACAAACACAAUUGACGUCGGUGUAGAUCACCGGCCGAAAUUUUUUCAAGUGCGAAGCUUCGCUUCUCGAUGCGUAUUCGACGAAGUCAAAUGAGGCAGCUCUAAUAUUACUACAUUAAUACGUAGAUUAUGCUACUAAAAACUCAGCUUUUACUAGUACAAGGACCGAUACUAUUCACAAGACUUUUAAGAAUAGGCGGAUUUUACUAACAAACACGUAAAUAGCCGUUAUUUAAUUUCAUUUAGUAGCAGCUAGCAGCGGCGUAGGGAGCUUUCGUUUUUGGAGGGGGCCAAGGCGAGCCGAACCUACAUAUUAAGGGUGCCCCCAAGGGUGUACUCCAGGGGUGCACACCUGGGGGUCACCCAAGGGGCGUACCACUGGGGAGCACCCCAAGUGUACAGACCUGGGGGUGCACCUCUGCUACACGCGAGGGAGCGUCCAGAGUAUCAGCACGCCUGUGCGUGACCUUUGUGCGUAAAUUGGUGACCUUUGUGUGUAAAGCAAGAUGCAGGGUCAAAAAUUAUAUCAAAAUUAAUUUUCGCGCGAAGCCAACGAGCGAUUUUGCUGCCCAAAUUGCUAGAAAUUUUAUUAAAAAUAGUAGAAAUAGCUUUAUUUUUUUGAAGCGAAAUGAAAGUUAGAGGGGCAUGAAGUAAUAUUGUAUCAUGUUUGGUCUUCAGAAAGGUGAAUUUCGCGCGAAGCGCGAAGGUGACGCACGUUUUUACUGGGAAAAUUCCUAGAAAUUCUAUAAAAAAUAGCGGAAUAUUACGAAUUUAAUGUAAAACACUUUUUGGUUUCGCGCCGGAGACUAAAUUAAUGUAUGAAAGUACAAUAAAGAGCUAUUUUUGCGCGGAGCGCGAAGCUAGCAAUCGAUUUAACUGCAAAAUCUCUAGAAAUCCACGAAAAAAAAAGAAUUUAAACGAUUUUAUGCAAAAUUAGUUACCAAUUAGUUACCAAAUUAGUUACCAAUUAGUUACCAAUUAGUUACCAAUCAACAUUACCGUUUAGUUUUCUGAAAAACCCACUUUUGAAAAAAUUCUGGAGGGGGCACGUGUUCCGUACCUACCCCCUUGAAAUUCGCCGCUGAUUUGGGCGUCCGACGUUCAAUUGUUGACUACUUCUACCUUUUAAGUUUUAACAGAAGAUGCCACAGUGUUUUAAUUUAUUUACAGUGAAUCAGAAUUUUAUCAUAGAAUGUCAGGUUUAAAUUAAAUGUCAGCGUUAAUAUUAGUUUUACGUUUUCCCAAAAAAAUGCACUGGCCCCGGGCGGCGAAGCCGCCCGGGGCCAAUGCAUUUCUUUUGGGGGGGGCCAGUAACACACUGCCUGGCCUUUUGGGGGGGCCACGGCCCCUUGGCCCCAUACCUCCCUAAGCCCCUGGCAACUAGCACAACACUACGGACAGCACUAUAACUGAUUGGAAAGGACAUAGUCCCAUAUUUAUGGAUUUCGACUUUAUAUUGCUGCUUGUAGCUUUGUUCUUGCACCAAAGUAGUAGUUCCGCGUAUCCCACAACGAGUGCAGAUGAAAUGGUCACCGAUUCCCCUUCGCUCGGUACAGCAUGGCCAAGUUCAGUACCCACAGCGUCAAUGUGGACAACGUCGUCAUAUCUAACUGACACAGGUCUUCGACUGUCCAGUCCGGCUUCCUACGGUACUGAUUCGCCGGACGAGGAUCCGCGCACUGGUAGGUCCCUAAGAUCUGUAGGAAUAAUGAUUCGAUCACGAAACACAGACGUUUUCUUUGGUGAUCGUAUUCCGAAUUUAAAUGGCAGUUCCCUACCCCUUUGAUUUUGGCGCUGGUGAAUGAUAUCGCAUCAGUUCGCGCUUCGUUUGCAAUCCACUGCAUCAGGCCGAAGACAUUAAGCGGAAUCCACUCUGGCUUCCAAAAUAAAUUCCGUUCCACCAGUGCAUAUAAUUCCGUUUGCAUCCCCAAAAGCGAGUCGUGGACAGCGAUGACGUCGCGCACUACGAUACAAUCGUACUGUUGGUCGCCAAUACCACGAAAGCGGCAGUUGUGCCACACGAUGCACUCCACGGCGGCGGCACCGGUGACACACGUCCUGGCCAGCAUGUGCACCUCCGUGAGAAAACGGUGAUUACCGAAGUCCCAACGACAGCCGCUGGCCACUACCUAUCCAAAAAACGCGCCGCCGCGUGACUGAAUGUUCAGUGAAUUUACUACUAAUGUUUUUUUAUGUAAUUCUACACACGCCACGCUGCAGUACGCUGACACCAAUAGACUAAAGUCUGUACUAUCUGUCUACCUAUCUGUACACCAGUGAUAAUAAGUUAUAACAUGUGACUCGCAGUCUUGCACCAACUGCUUUAUUAUGGAAAAAAAUGGUGCGGUAUGCAAACUACCAUUUUUCUAACACUUUUUUUUGAAUUUUUAAAGUGCACUUUAGAAAUUUUAAAAUUUAAAAUAUUAAAGUAAUUUUUUAAAUUUUUGUUGGUUUACUUAAAUGU